Molecule: messenger RNA, 2025 nt
Organism: Chionomys nivalis (European snow vole)
Lineage: Eukaryota; Metazoa; Chordata; Mammalia; Rodentia; Cricetidae
Gene: Ca5b
Product: carbonic anhydrase 5B
Exons: 13
Coding region: 631-1584 (317 amino acids)
Cellular component (GO): cytoplasm; mitochondrion
Molecular function (GO): zinc ion binding; carbonate dehydratase activity
Source: RefSeq, a predicted model, not a curated record
GGUGUAUCCAAGAUGGCUGCGCGCAUGAAACAGUGUGCUGGGAGUCCUCGCGGAGAUCGAUCCCGGGUCACCAGAUGACAUCUGAGGAUUGUUUCACUUGGGAGGUGUCGAGACAGCAUCUCUCGAAACCGAGGCUGAAGAAGCUGGAACUUCUCCGGAUCCGCGUUAUUGAUAUCCCGACUGUGAUACUCACCACCAUCUCCAGAUCAAGAGAAGAGGAACUUCCAAAAUAAUGGGUGUUUUAAAGUCCGAAUUUCGUGAUUCACCAAAAGCAGCAAGGGCCCGGGUCUCUGCUUUUCCACACCUGCUUUGCUUUCUGGAGCCGGACCACCAUUGCUUAGAACUGGACCGCAAGUGCGGUCAAGUGCAUUGCGAGUGGAAGUCCCUGCAUGUUAUUUGGUAUCCCUCUGCAAAUUAUUGUGAAGAUGGAGUCUGGUCCAGAGGUCCUUGCCAGCAGGGCUCUCGAAGUCUCUGUCCCUAUACUUCUGACUUGGAACUGAGCCUUUUCAUGGGCAGGGGAAGACCUGGUGGACGCUCAAGACCAAGAAUGCCAAAGAUUCCUGAGCCUUAAAUAAAGGUUUCUAGGCUCUCUCGAGGCGUGUAGCCGCUGCUGCAGAUUCCAAGCUGACGAUGCCGCUGAUGAGUCACCUGAGAGUGAUUCUGCACACAUCUCCGUGUACAUUGCUGUGGAGAAGGUUCCAGGUUCCGAGGUCUACGCCACGGAGGUCCUGCAGUCUCUAUACCUGCACUUACAGAACCCGGAACCGAGCCUUACCUCCACUCUGGGAGAACUUGGACCUUGUUCCUGCGGGUGAUCGACAGUCACCCAUCAACAUCCGAUGGAGGGACAGUGUUUAUGACCCUGGCUUAAAACCACUCACUAUCUCUUAUGACCCCAGCACCUGCCUCCACAUCUGGAAUAAUGGGUACUCUUUCCUUGUGGAAUUUGAAGAUUCUACAGAUAAAUCAGUGAUUGAGGGAGGACCCCUGGAACACAACUACCGAUUGAAGCAAUUUCAUUUUCACUGGGGGGCCAUUGAUGCUUGGGGUUCCGAGCACACUGUGGACAACAAAUGCUACCCAGCAGAGCUGCACUUGGUACAUUGGAAUGCAGUCAAAUUUGAAACCUUUGAGGAUGCAGCCCUGGAAGAAAAUGGCUUGGCUGUGAUAGGUGUAUUUUUAAAGCUAGGCAAACAUCAUAAAGAACUACAGAAAUUGGUGGACACUCUGCCAUCAAUUAAGCACAAGGACACCCUGGCAGAAUUCGGAUCAUUUGACCCUUCUUGUCUGAUGCCUGCUUGCCCAGAUUACUGGACCUACUCUGGGUCUCUCACUACACCGCCCCUCUCCGAGUCUGUUACCUGGAUCAUUAAGAAGCAGCCAGUAGAGGUUGAUCAUGAUCAGCUUGAGCAGUUUCGAACCCUGCUUGUCACUUCUGAAGGGGAGAAAGAGAAAAGAAUGGUGGACAACUUCCGCCCGCUGCAGCCACUGAUGAACCGUACUGUCCGCUCGUCCUUCCGCCAUGAUUAUGUGCUCAAUAUGCAAGUGAAGCCCAAGCCAGCAGCCAACCAAGUCACCCCCUAAGAUGUUCAUAUUUUAGGCAGCAUCUUGCUUUAAUGUAUAUUCACUUAAAAUCUUAACUAGAUUAUUUUAAAAUUCUGCAUUUAAUAAUACUUAUAUGUAUACAUUUAUAUUUCUUACCUUCCAUUUUUGUAACAACAUUUCAAAGUUUCUACCCUUGUAAAGCAAAGACUUGGAGACAAAACAAUAAAAAAAAAGCCCAUAACCGAAUAACAUCAGGUUACCUUAGGUUACCUUUCCUUGGGACAGGAUUAAGGCAGAGGAAUCUUCUUUACAUCAAUUCAAGUGGCCAGUUAGGGAUUUUGAUGUUAAAUUUCUCUAAUCUCUCUUUCUCAGAAAGUCAGAGAAAGUUUAGUUUCUGCUUGGUAAAAUGGAAGUUUAAUGUAAAUAACCCAUCUUGAUUUUUCUGUUUGGGCCUUAAUACAGGAGCUUAACAAACCCACA